This is a messenger RNA of Leucoraja erinaceus (little skate), 3693 nucleotides long. Its product is annotated as EH domain-containing protein 2-like. Gene Ontology annotation, cellular component: plasma membrane; cytoplasm. Gene Ontology annotation, biological process: endosomal transport; endocytosis. The transcript is spliced from 5 exons. Lineage: Eukaryota; Metazoa; Chordata; Chondrichthyes; Rajiformes; Rajidae. The record is from RefSeq and is a predicted model, not a curated record. Gene Ontology annotation, molecular function: protein binding; calcium ion binding; GTP binding. Bases 209 to 1819 code for a protein of 536 amino acids.
GGACGGGGAGGAGGAGGUUGUUGAGGAUUUCUCUCUGUCAGUCAGUCUACGGCUCCGCUCAUCAACCCAACAACAUUCUCCACAAUCCAACUCCCUGCGUUUGUCCAUCAACUUGUGGCCGGCGGGAGACGGGGUUGGAACGAGCGAGCGAGCGCCGAAGGUGCGGAUUAGUUCCCGGGGUCGGGUUUGGAGGCAUCACGAAAACACAAUGUUCAGCUGGAUGAAGAAACAGGAGAAGAAGAGCCCGGAGGAGAUCCACACGGUGACGGAGGGGCUGCGGCUCCUCUACCGAUCCAAGUUGUUGCCACUCGAGGAGUUUUAUCGCUUCCACGACUUCCACUCGCCCGCCAUGGAAGACGCCGACUUCGACAACAAGCCCAUGAUCCUGGUGGUGGGUCAAUACUCCACCGGGAAGACCACAUUCAUCCAGUACCUGCUGGAGGAGGAUUUCCCCGGCAGCAGAGUGGGGCCCGAACCUACCACCGACUCCUUCAUCGCCGUGAUGCACGGAGAGGUGGAAGGCGUCAUCCCGGGAAACGCGCUGAUUGUUGACCCCAACAAACCCUUCCGGAAGCUCAACCCCUUCGGAAAUUCCUUCCUCAAUAGGUUGACGUGUGCCCAGCUGCCCAACCAGGUGCUGCAGAGUAUCAGCAUCAUCGACACACCUGGGAUUCUGUCCGGAGCCAAACAGCGUGUGAGCAGAGGCUACGACUUCCCUGCCGUUCUGCAGUGGUUUGCUGAGCGUGUAGACCGCAUCAUCCUCCUGUUCGACGCCCACAAACUGGAGAUCUCCGAUGAGUUUUCAGAGGCCAUCCGAGCUCUGAAAGGCAACGAGGACAAGAUCAGGGUGGUGCUGAACAAGGCUGACCAGGUGGAUACACAACAACUGAUGCGGGUGUACGGGGCACUCAUGUGGUCCCUGGGAAAGGUGGUCAACACUCCCGAGGUUCUCCGCGUCUACAUCGGCUCCUUCUGGUCUGAGCCGCUGCUCAUCUCCAGCAACAGGAAGCUGUUUGAGCUGGAGGAACAAGACCUCUUCCAGGAUCUACAGAACCUGCCCAGGAAUGCUGCCCUGCGCAAACUCAACGAUCUGGUGAAGAGAGCACGGCUCGUGAGGGUCCACGCCUACAUCAUGAGCUACCUCAAGAAGGAAAUGCCCUCGGUGUUUGGCAAGGAGAACAAGAAGAAGCAGCUGAUCUUAAAACUGGGACAGAUCUUUGCCAAGAUCCAGUUGGAGCAUCAUAUCUCUCCCGGAGACUUUCCAGACUUAAACAAAAUGCAGGAGCAGCUGAUGGUCCACGAUUUCACCAAGUUCCCAGCGCUGAAGCCCAAGAUGCUGGAGGCACUGGAUGACAUGAUGACAUAUGAGAUCGCCAAGCUGAUGCCCCUUGUACGGCAGGAAGAGCUGGAGAUGCCAGAGCAGAUGGUGCACGGUGGAGCCUUUGAUGGGACGUCCAACGGGCCGUUCAUCGAGGGCAUGUGUGACGGGGCGUACGAGGUGGGCGAGGAUGAUGAGUGGGUUGUCACCAAAGACAAGCCCAAGUACGAUGAGAUCUUCUACAACCUGUCUCCCACUGAUGGCAAGAUCAACGGUGUGAAGGCCAAGAAUUGGAUGAUCACCACCAAGUUGCCCAACUCUGUCCUGGGGAAGAUCUGGAAGCUCUCAGACGUGGACAAGGAUGGCAUGCUGGACGAUGAGGAGUUUGCUCUGGCCAGCCACCUCAUCGAGGUCAAGCUGGAUGGCCAUGGGCUGCCCAGCCAGUUGCCGGGUUACCUGGUGCCCCCAUCCAAGAGGAGGCAGGUGGGAUCGGUAGAGUAACGCCACGAGCUGUGCCACAGAGGCCGCGGACUCUUGCCCAGGAGUCGGGGGAAGGGGGAGGGGGGGAAGGGGCUGGGCCUUGGUCGUUGGCAAAUGACUCCCCUGGUUUAUGUUGAUUGGCGCUGACCCCAAACUGUCCCAUGACCAUGACGUCCACCCGUCCACGGGAGACUUUGGUGCAGAGGAUAAGGCUGCCUUUCACCCCCCUCCACCCUCCCGAGACCACCUCAGCUUCUCAACAAAGGUUCCCCUGCAUUCCCUGGCAACAAUAGUCUUCCACGAAUUUCCAAUUGAUUCCAAUCUCCCAGGAGCCGAUCUAAAGGCCUGAUCUACUUGAGCAGAUCAGGCCGCAGCUCCCAAACCAAGAUAUCCCCCAGUGUAGCCUUCAGCCGGCCAGUAACUGGACAGUUCAUCACCAGGCCAGGAUGAUGAACCAUGAUCCUCACUCAGAGGGAGGUGACCUCAUCUCCCCUCGCCUCAUCUCCCCUCGCCUCAUCUCCGCACCCCUCAUCUCCCCUCGCCUCAUCUCCCCUCGCCUCAUCUCCCCUCGCCCCUCCCCUCGUCUCGUCCAUUGCCUCAUCUGUGUUUGGACCAGACCAAGAUUACGUGUUGACACAAGACCAGAAUAUCGCUGGAAAUGGAAAAGACACAGAGUGCUGGAGUAACUCAGCGGGUCAGGCAGCAUCUCUGAAGGACAUGGAUGGGUGAUAUGUUAGGUCAUGCUCCUUCUUUGGUGAAAGGUCACCUAUCCAUGUUCUCCACAGAUGCUGCCUGACCCGCUGAGUUACUCCAGCACUCUGUGUCCCUUUGUGUAUAAUCAGCAUCUGUAGUUCCUGGUUUCUCCAUAGAUAUGGAAAAUGUUGGGAAUAAUGCCAGCACCCGGCUCCAGCAGGUGAUGUUUCAGACCAGUCACCUUCUGCACAACUCUCUGUUGCAAAACCAUCAGCCUGAGAUGUUGCUCCUGCUUCUCUCUCCACAAAUGCUGCCUGAUCUGCUGAGUAUCACCAACAUGGUCUGUUUUUAUUAACUGUUUAAUAAUUAAGUUCACUGCCAAUGCUUGAAUUGUCUCCUGUCUCCUUUGCUCAAGACUCAGUAGCUCGGCCCUUGCUUGUAAUUCCACCCUGAAGCCAAGGGUCAGUAUCUUUACGCACCUUAGCUCCACCCGCUUUGAUAAGAAUAUAUUCUGACCAAGUAUCCAGCCUUAAAGUGCCAGAAUCUGUUGCUGUGUAGAAACACAUUAUGGAAUUUCAUGCAGUUAAACUUCUUUUCAGGUCUGUCUGUCUGUCUGUCUGUCUGUCUGUCUGUCUGUCUGUCUGUCUGUCUGUCUGCUAUAUGGUCAUAGUCCCUCCCCUCACUCCCCCUCUCCCCCUCUCCUCACUCCCCUCCCCUCACACCCCCUCCCCUCACUCCCCCUCUGCCCUCUUGCUCCCUCCCCUCUUGUUCUCUCUGCCUUCCUGUAUUUGAGUCACUAAUUCCUAGAGGGUUAGCCAUGGUGAAAAGGAGAAUGGCAAUGCUGGGAACUAUAUUUUGCACUCUGAAUCUUCCCCCUUUGCCCUACCGAUUGUACUGGAGUUUGACCUGAUUGUAUUUAUGUGCAGUGUAUAUGACCUGAUUGGAUAGCAUGCAACACCAAGCUUUUCGCUGUACCUCGGUAAACGUGACAAUAAUAAUCUAAACCAGCAAGAUGCUGGACUGCCAACAGUCAGGUUAAACAUGUUACCAAGCAACAGAUUAUAUUUCCCUCACUGCUCACGGGCUGAUGGAUAUUGUGGCUCUGUCCUGACUUUAUAAAGUUUAUUAUUUGUUCUGCUAUUGUGAUGUACGACCUGUCUUUCCUCAUUCAGAUUCUGAAAUAAAGCAAGCCGUGCCCAGCA